Messenger RNA from Penicillium longicatenatum, 1905 nucleotides. Its product is annotated as Leucine Rich Repeat domain protein. Lineage: Eukaryota; Fungi; Ascomycota; Eurotiomycetes; Eurotiales; Aspergillaceae. The record is from RefSeq and is a predicted model, not a curated record. The transcript has 3 exons. The coding region runs from base 1 to 1905 and encodes 634 amino acids.
AUGGCCUCUCUCACUGCUCCCUCCCACCCGAAGCCGACCCUCCCAAGAUUCACGAUCCCCUGUGGUGAUCACGUUCACUCGCGCGAGUCCUCUCCCUCACCUUGCGACACUCCCGACGGAUCUAGAUCUAGCAGCCGCCGACGCCCAUCGUUCGGCUCGAUCAAAGAGGACGUCGACGGCAUUGCGCAAUCAUUUGUAGACACCCAUCACGCGCCCUCUCCCAAGGAGCAAAAAGAGCCUGCAAAACUGGAACUUCAGGAAAUGCAACAGACUCCGGACUUUUGUUGCCCAUGCGGUGGUUUCUUGGGAUGGAAGCAAAUUCGUCUGAGCGGUAAGAGUCUGAGCCGCAGUUAUGGGGACCUCAGAGGAUUGGGCAACUUGCAGGCUAAAGGCUGGGCAUGGGAGACGACGGAAUCCGGACGAGAGCUGGUUCCUCCCAAGGCCCCAGAGAUAGUGGAGCAGCCGCUGACUCCUGCUGGAAUUCCUCCGGGGACAUCGGCGCUGGAGAAGCUCCCCUCUGAAGUUCUGGAUCAAAUCAUCUCGCACCUGGCUCUAGAUAUCCCGCCAAAUGGAUACACUCCGCGCAACGUUGAUCUGGUUUCGUGUCUUUUGAGCUCGCGCACCUUGCAUGCGGCGACUUUGAGUGUGCUGUACAGGAACAUGACAUUCCCUCACUCGAUCAUCUUCUCCAAGGCUCUCACUCACAUCUCGUCCUACCCGGCUCUUGGUACGCUGGUACGCCGUUUGGAUUUCUCCCACUUUACUUCGGUUGGCCUGGGUCGGACUAAGCAGAUGAAUGCUGAGAUUCAGAACCUGACUUCGCGGACUCUUUUGCAGUGCUUGGAGUUAUUGCCUAACUUGCGGGAGUGUCUUUUGCAGGAACAUCUUGAGGGCGAUUUGAGCGUGGAGGUGAUUCGGAAGCUGUUUAUGGGCCUGCCGAUCUUGCAGGCAGUGGAUCUUUGCGGCUGCUCCACCCAGUCCUUUUCCUCGGUUUUCCAAGAGGCCCUGAUGGGUGGCCCUGCUUUACCUAUGAGCCUGCCCAACCUGAAGCGACUCUCUCUUCACGAAUGCAGCACCAUCCCGGCGCCCAUGUUCGAUUUCCUGCUCCCGCGGCUGAUUAAUCUGACGCACCUUGAUUUGACCAACACUCAAAUCAACGAUUCUGCUCUAUUUGCCAUCCCUGAGACCGCCCGUAUCACUCACUUGAGUCUGUCUCGGUGCACCCGCCUUCACCCGCCUGCACUGAUCAAGUUUUUGACCACCCAUCCGGCUGUCUGCGAUUCGUUGGUGUUCCUGAACCUGCUGACAGACGCUACUCGAUUCCGGCUUCUGGAGGAAGAUGAUGUCACGGCACUGCUGCCCAAGCUGCCUAACACUCUUCGCUCUUUGAAUCUGGGUGGGGCACGGAUCACUUCGGCCCAUGUGCCGCUUUUGCUUCCUCUGACCAAACACCUCGAGGAACUGGGCUUAAGCUCUGCAGAUCUUUCCGUACAGGAUGUGAAUACUUUCUUCACUCGAACGAAGGAGAACGUGAUCCCCAGCACUCUGUGCUACCUCGAUCUUGCCAAGGUGACGCAGAUGACCAUUGGUUCCAUCUUCAACAUGAGCUCAUGCCUUCUUCUGUCGGAGCAGAGCUACCCACUGCAAGUGGUUGAGUUUAGCGACAAGAUUAUCACCCCACUACGUGAACGUAGUAAGACCCAGCGCGUCUCUGUGGGUUGGACUGUGCGAGAACUUGGUCGCCGCGGGUGGUACGUUCGGGACCCUGCUUCUAUGCCCAACUGCCCAAUCGACGAUGGAUCUCGCUCCUGGAAGAUGGGCGCACGCUGGUGGGGCAUGCGCAAGAUUCCUAUGGCAGUCGGUGAUGUGGGCGGCAUCUACGGACAUUACAUGUUUAAGAAAUGA